AUGUGCAGCAACUAUUACGGGAACUCCUGUGGAGGCUGUGGCUGCGGCUCUGGCUAUGGAUACAGCUCUGGCUAUGGAUAUGGCUCUGGCUGUGGAUAUGGCUGUGGCUAUGGCUCUAGAUAUGGAUAUGGCUGUGGCUGUGGCUAUGGCUGUGGCUCUGGCUAUGGAUAUGGCUGUGGCUAUGGCUCUAGAUAUGGAUAUGGCUCUGGCUGUGGAUAUGGCUGUGGUUCUCGCUAUGGCUGUGGAUACACUUCUGGCUGCUGUGGCUGCCUCCCAUUUUGUUACAGAAGAUGCUAUUCCUCUUGCUGCUAA
Marmota flaviventris (yellow-bellied marmot) is the source of this 312-nucleotide messenger RNA. RefSeq names its product keratin-associated protein 6-2-like. The record is from RefSeq and is a predicted model, not a curated record. NCBI's taxonomy places the organism in Eukaryota, Metazoa, Chordata, Mammalia, Rodentia, Sciuridae.